This is a messenger RNA of Osmerus eperlanus (European smelt), 3293 nucleotides long. It is a transcript of the gene atp2a1, whose product is annotated as ATPase sarcoplasmic/endoplasmic reticulum Ca2+ transporting 1. The transcript has 25 exons. NCBI's taxonomy places the organism in Eukaryota, Metazoa, Chordata, Actinopteri, Osmeriformes, Osmeridae. Bases 129 to 3146 code for a protein of 1005 amino acids. Gene Ontology annotation, biological process: intracellular calcium ion homeostasis; calcium ion transmembrane transport. Gene Ontology annotation, cellular component: membrane. Gene Ontology annotation, molecular function: ATP hydrolysis activity; P-type calcium transporter activity; ATP binding. The record is from RefSeq and is a predicted model, not a curated record.
CAGUUUGCCAGAGAGGAAAGAGCUAGCACAGUGGGCAGAGAAAGAGCUAGAGAGAGAAAGAAGGGGCUUGUCAUCUUCAGUUCCAAUCCCACACUUCCUCUACAAAGUGCCUCUUCUGUUCACCAAGGAUGGAGAACGCACACAUGAAAGAGCCAGAUGAGGUUCUAGAAUACUUUGGAGUGUGCGAGAACACCGGCCUCACACCUGAGCAGUUCAAGAAGAACCUGGCCAAAUAUGGCCCUAACGAGCUGCCAGCAGAGGAGGGUAAAACCAUCUGGGAGUUGGUAGUGGAGCAGUUUGAAGAUCUGUUGGUUAGGAUCCUGCUUCUGGCUGCCUGCAUCUCUUUUGUGCUAGCUUUGUUUGAAGAAGGUGAAGAGACUGUCACUGCAUUUGUGGAACCCUUGGUCAUCCUUCUCAUCCUCAUUGCCAACGCUGUGGUUGGAGUGUGGCAGGAGCGCAAUGCAGAGAGCGCCAUUGAGGCUCUGAAGGAGUAUGAGCCUGAGAUGGGGAAGGUUUACCGGGCGGACCGGAAGAGCGUGCAGAGGAUCAAGGCCAGAGAGAUGGUUCCUGGUGAUGUUGUUGAAGUGUCCGUUGGUGACAAAGUCCCUGCAGAUAUCAGACUUAUUUCCAUCAAAUCUACAACCCUGCGUGUUGACCAGUCCAUCCUAACUGGUGAGUCUGUCAGUGUGAUCAAGCACACUGAUGCUGUACCUGACCCCAGGGCUGUCAACCAGGACAAGAAGAACAUGCUCUUCUCUGGCACCAACAUUUCUUCUGGAAGGGCUAUUGGUGUGGCCGUGGCAACUGGUGUCUCCACAGAGAUCGGCAAGAUCCGUGACCAGAUGGCUGCCACGGAGCAGGAGAAGACCCCCCUGCAGCAGAAACUGGAUGAGUUUGGAGAGCAGCUAUCCAAGGUAAUUUCCCUAAUCUGCGUGGCCGUCUGGAUGAUCAACAUAGGCCACUUCAAUGACCCCGUCCACGGAGGAUCCUGGAUACGUGGCGCCGUCUAUUACUUCAAGAUUGCCGUAGCACUGGCUGUGGCCGCCAUCCCUGAGGGCCUGCCCGCUGUCAUCACCACUUGCCUGGCACUGGGUACCCGCCGUAUGGCCAAGAAAAAUGCCAUUGUGAGAAGCUUGCCCUCCGUCGAGACCCUGGGCUGCACCUCAGUUAUUUGCUCAGACAAAACUGGCACACUGACCACCAACCAGAUGUGUGUUACCAAGAUGUUCAUCAUUGACAAAGUUGAUGGAGACAUUGUCACUCUGGGUCAGUUUGACAUCUCCGGCUCAAAGUACACUCCAGAAGGAGAAGUUACUAAGAAUAAUAGCUUGGUGAAGUGUGGCCAGUUUGAUGGGCUGGUUGAACUGGCUACUAUCUGCGCACUGUGCAAUGACUCGUCCCUGGACUACAACGAGGCUAAGGGUAUCUAUGAGAAGGUGGGUGAAGCCACUGAGACGGCUCUAUCCUGUCUGGUGGAGAAGAUGAAUGUGUUCAACACUGAGGUGCGUGGCCUGUCAAAGGUGGAGAGGGCCAAUGCCUGCUGCAAUGUGGUCAAGCAGCUGAUGAAGAAGGAGUUCACACUGGAGUUUUCCCGUGACAGGAAAUCCAUGUCUGUCUUCUGUUCCCCUGCCAAGGCCUCUAAAGCUCCCGUGGGCAACAAGAUGUUUGUCAAGGGUGCCCCAGAGGGAGUGAUUGAACGCUGUGCCUAUGUCCGCGUGGGUACCACCCGCGUGCCUCUGACCGGGCCGGUCAAAGACCGCAUCAUGACCGUGAUCAAAGAGUGGGGCACAGGUCGCGACACCCUCCGCUGUCUGGCGCUGGCCACCCGCGACACACCAUUGAAGAAAGAGGAGAUGAACCUGGAAGACUCCACCAAGUUUGUUGAGUAUGAGACUGACCUGACCUUUGUGGGGUGCGUGGGGAUGCUGGACCCUCCUCGUAAGGAGGUUAUGGGCUCCAUUGAGCUUUGCAGGGCUGCAGGCAUCCGUGUCAUCAUGAUCACUGGUGACAACAAGGGCACAGCUGUGGCCAUCUGUCGUCGUAUUGGCAUCUUCACAGAGGAGGAAGAUGUGACUGGCCGUGCCUUCACCGGACGCGAGUUUGAUGACCUGUCCCCAUAUGAACAGAAGAACGCCGUCCGCAGAGCCUGCUGUUAUGCCCGUGUGGAGCCAUCCCACAAGUCUAAGAUUGUAGAGUUCCUCCAAGGCUUUGACGAGAUUACUGCCAUGACGGGUGAUGGUGUGAACGAUGCCCCUGCUCUGAAGAAGGCUGAGAUUGGCAUCGCCAUGGGCUCUGGCACUGCCGUUGCCAAGUCAGCCUCUGAGAUGGUCCUGGCUGACGACAACUUCUCCUCCAUCGUAGCUGCUGUUGAGGAGGGCAGGGCCAUCUACAACAACAUGAAGCAGUUUAUCCGCUACCUCAUCUCCUCCAACGUGGGUGAAGUCGUCUGUAUCUUCCUGACGGCCGCCCUGGGUCUGCCUGAGGCCUUGAUCCCCGUCCAGCUGCUCUGGGUUAACCUAGUCACCGAUGGUCUGCCCGCCACUGCCCUGGGCUUCAACCCGCCAGACCUGGACAUCAUGGGCAAGGCCCCCCGUUCCCCCAAGGAGCCCCUAAUCUCCGGCUGGCUCUUCUUCAGAUACCUGGCCAUUGGAGGCUAUGUUGGUGCUGCAACCGUGGCUGCUGCUGCCUGGUGGUUCCUGUACUGUGAAGAAGGCCCCAUGGUGUCCUUCUACCACCUGUCCCACUUCAUGCAGUGCAGUGAGGAAAAUGAGGAUUUUGCAGGUGUUCGCUGUGAGGUGUUUGAGGCUGCUCCUCCAAUGACCAUGGCCCUGUCUGUGCUCGUUACAAUUGAGAUGUGUAAUGCCCUCAACAGCUUGUCUGAGAAUCAGUCCCUGGUUCGGAUGCCCCCCUGGAGCAACCUGUGGCUGGUGGGAGCCAUGACUCUGUCCAUGUCCCUGCACUUCAUGAUAAUCUACGUGGACCCGCUGCCCAUGAUCUUCAAGCUGACCCAUUUGACUGUGGACCAAUGGAUCGUGGUGCUCAAGCUCUCCUUCCCUGUCAUCCUAAUUGAUGAGGUUCUGAAGUUUGUGUCUCGCACAUACCUGGAGGAAAGAGAUGAUAAUCUAGUGUCCAAGAAGUGGAACUGAGAGAAAGAGUGGAGGAAACUACAUGGAGUGGUGGAUCAUUACACAGAACGAGUUGUUACUCAUAGAAAAGACAACCAUGAACAAAACCAACAGAAAAAAGAGAAAAAAACAUCUUCCUGUGUAUGUAUUCAAAUGUAAUUAAUAGAU